Molecule: messenger RNA, 1740 nt
Organism: Auxenochlorella protothecoides
Lineage: Eukaryota; Viridiplantae; Chlorophyta; Trebouxiophyceae; Chlorellales; Chlorellaceae
Product: Carbon catabolite repressor protein 4-like protein 6
Exons: 10
Coding region: 1-1740 (579 amino acids)
Biological process (GO): nuclear-transcribed mRNA poly(A) tail shortening
Cellular component (GO): CCR4-NOT complex; nucleus; cytoplasm
Molecular function (GO): poly(A)-specific ribonuclease activity
Source: RefSeq, a predicted model, not a curated record
AUGGAGCAUGCAUUGCGUGAGCACGAUGACGUUCCUGCCCUCACAUCCGCACCAUGGUUUUGCCAUGACAUCGACUGCCCCAAGUACACGGUCGUGAACACGUCCACGGAUUACGAGCGCCUGUAUGCCUACAUUGGGGGGGCCAAUGAGGAGGAGGUCAAGAUCCCCAUGACAUCCCCUGUUCGUGUGGAAGUGGAGGCCGCGGCCGGACCAUUCUGCAAGAACAAUUUCACCGUGUCCUUCUUUGUGCCCUUCUCCUACGAGGUUCCUGCCUUCACGGCAUAUGUGUCCCAGUUCGGGGGGUACUACAUGGAUGACUGGUCCAUCUCCAAGAAGGCAAUUGCCCUGCUCGAGGCCAUCCAGCGUGAUCAUGGCGCGGUGGAGGGUGAUGGGUACACCUUUGCAGGGUAUGACCCUCCUUUCAGGCAAAUCGUCCUGGGGCCCAUGAAGGCGUCCAUCCCAGAGGAUCGCCUGCGCAUCCUCUCCUACAACAUCCUGGCAGAGUCGCUGGCGCAUGAGUUUGGGGCCCACCUGUAUCGCGGCACCUCCGCACAUGAACUGGCAUGGGACAGGAGAUGCGCCGCCUUCCUGAAGGAGAUCGAGGCACACUCCCCAGAUGUGCUCUGCCUGCAGGAGGUCGAUCACUUCACCCAGCUGAAGCGCGAGCUGGCUGCUCGCGGGUACCAGGGUCGUUACUUGAAGCGAACAGGCGCACGGGUGGAUGGACUCGCCAUUUUCUGGAGGACGGCGCGUCUGCGCCAAGUCUUCAUGGACAACAUCCGGUUUGCGGAGUCGGGGCUGCGAGACAACGUGGCGCAGGUGGCCACCUUUGAGCUGCUGCCAGCCGAGGAGCAGGGCAGGGAGCGGGAGGGCAGCCCCGUCCCCAGCAGCCCCCCUCCCUCCCCCGGCCGGCCAGCGUCGUCGCUGAGGGAGGAGGUGCUGCAGCAGCAGCGCUCCUGGGCCCAGUGGCAGCGCCGGCGGAGGCAGGCGGCCGGGGAGGGGAGCGGACAGGCGUCCCCCAGACAGCCGGGGUCCGACCCCACCGGCAAUGUGCACGUGCUGUUCAACCCCAAGCGCGGCGACGUGAAGCUGGCGCAGACCCGGAACCUGCUGCACGCGGUUCAUGGCCGGUACCGAGCACACCCCUGCCGGCCUGCGCCGCCAUCGCAGGUGGAGGGCAUCGGCCGCGGCUGGUACCGCAUGCGCCGGCGCCUGCUGGACGAGCUGGCGUCCGGGGUCAUUCGCGGCUACGCCCCCAAGGUCCCCGUCCCCUGGACGGAGGAGGAGCUGGCGGUGGCCUUUGCGCGCCUCAGGUCCCGGCCGGGCGUGGAGGAGGAGGGGGGCGAGGAGUUCGACGGCGCGGGGGCGGGCGGGCUGAACGGCGCGGGGGCGGGCGUGGGCAGCUCGGCCGGCGGACCGCGGAGUGGCGACUGGAUCCCGGACGGCCUACCCGACACCGAUCCAAGGAGGAAGAUGCUGCUGACACACCCGCUGACCCUGCGCUCCGCGUACCAGGCCGUGACGGGGGAGGAGCCGGUGUGGACCACCUGCCACGACGGCUACAUGGGCACCGUGGACUACAUCUUCUACAGCCUGGAGCCGAAUGGGGCCCCCAGCCUGGAGCCGCGCGGCGUGCUGCUGCCGCCCGUGGCGCAGUCGCUGCGCUCGGGCCUGCCCAAUGCGCACUGGCCCAGCGACCACGUCUGCCUGGUGGCGGACUUUGACGCGCGCAGGGCGUGA